CUUCUCAUGAGUUUAAUUUAUUUGGAACAAAAAUGAAAUUAAUGCCAUUUGGAUCGGUUCUAAAUCCUUCUUCUUCUUCUUCUUUACGACCUCCAAUGGUGUCAACUGCACUUCCGCCAUGUCAUGCAAGAGUUGAAGCUUCAAGGAUCGAUCAAGUGUGGAAAACCAUUAGAUUAAAUCAUUCUAUUGUCAAUUUUGGAAGACUGAAUCAUCUACCAAGUAAACUGAACUAUCCUGAAAGUGUCAUCAAGUAUUAUACAGACUUUCAUGGACAUCAAAGAAGAAGAACAAAGUUUCUGGCAAAUGCUACCAUUGAAUAUUCUCACGACUCACAUGUUUCUGAUGUCAUUCGUUCACAAUUUGAAGGCAAUUCACUUGGAGCUACGUGGGAUGUUAUUUACAGAUACUCAAAAGUUUACACGCUUCAAGGAAACGCAAUUUCCAUCGUCUCAAUUUCUUUGCUUGCCAUCCAGAAGCUUUCAGAUUUUACUCCAUUAUUUUUCGUUGGACUAACCCAGGCAGUGAUCGGAGGCGCAUUGGCCAACUCCUAUGUUGCAGGCUUAAAUCAACUCUCAGAUAUUGAAAUCGACAAAAUUAACAAGCCGUAUUUGCCAUUACCAUCGGGGGAGCUUUCAGUUAACACCGCCAUCCAACUCACCUCAUUAUACGCUAUUUUGGGUUUUUGCGUUGGAUGGAGUACUAAAUCUUGGCCGUUGAAGUUAGGUCUCUUUUUAUGGUAUGCUUUUGGAACUGCAUAUUCAGUUCAUCUUCCAUUAUUACGAUGGAAGAGGAUUCCUGCACUUGCUGCAUUUUGUGUGUGGAUAGUUCAAGGAGCAAUCAUUCCUAUUUUAUUCCACUUGCACGCACAGAAAUACAUACUUGGAAGGCCACUAUUACUUUCGAAGCAUGUCUUUUUUGUAUUUGGAAUCAUGAGCAUCUAUGCGGUCGUUGCCGCACUAUUUAAGGACAUUCCAGAUGUCAAAGGAGAUAAGAUAAAUGGAGUUAACUCGUUGGCAUCACAAAUCGGUAUAAAACCGGUGUUUUGGCUUUGUAUAGGGCUCCUUGAAAUGGCAUAUGGUGUGGCUAUAUUAAUAGGGUUAUCAUCAACCCGUUUUUGGAUCCGAUUGAUAAUGGUAAUCGGUCAUAGCAUUAUUGGUUGUAUACUUUGGAGAAAAGCAAACUUGGUUGAUCUCAAAAACAAUGCAGCCAUUGAAUCAUUGUACAUGUUUAUUUGGAAGUUACAUGGUGUAGAGUACUUGCUUGUGCCCUUCCUAAGAUUUUAAGCAUGUAGAAGCGACAGGUGUGGAUUUCUUUUAUCAUUUGAUUUCAAUAUAUAUAUAUAUAU
Lactuca sativa (garden lettuce) is the source of this 1345-nucleotide messenger RNA. RefSeq names its product homogentisate phytyltransferase 1, chloroplastic. Gene Ontology annotation, cellular component: membrane. The record is from RefSeq and is a predicted model, not a curated record. Lineage: Eukaryota; Viridiplantae; Streptophyta; Magnoliopsida; Asterales; Asteraceae. Gene Ontology annotation, molecular function: transferase activity, transferring alkyl or aryl (other than methyl) groups.